Molecule: messenger RNA, 525 nt
Organism: Rubroshorea leprosula
Lineage: Eukaryota; Viridiplantae; Streptophyta; Magnoliopsida; Malvales; Dipterocarpaceae
Source: the annotation of a GenBank genome assembly
CAGUAGGCAAUAGCAUUGGUUCGCCCAAAAACCCUACACUUUUCCCUUUACACAGACUGCAGAGAGACCGGUAAUGGCGAAGCCGCUGGGACCGACGGGUGAGUUCUUCAGGAGAAGGGACGAAUGGAGGAAGCAUCCCAUGCUCUCUAACCAGCUCCGCCACGCCACUCCUGGUCUCGGCAUCGCCCUUGUCGCCUUUGGCAUCUACCUCGUUGGCGAGCAGGUCUACAACAGGCUCAACGCUCCUUCUUCAUCUUCUCACCAUCACUCUUCCUCAUCGCACUCUCACUGAGGACUCAGGUCAGGUGGACGUGUGGUGGCAGAUAAACAUUGGCUCUUCUUUGUGUUUGAUUUUUCCCUUCUCGUACUUGAGUUUAAUAAGCUCUUUAUGGAUGUUGGAUGAGCUUUGUGUAAUUUUAAAUGUUGAACUUGUAGUGAAGCUAUGAUGUGUGUCCUCUUCAAUUUGAUAUGCUGAGUGCAGUAACCUUACCUGGAUGUUUCAUCUAAUAAGAUUUCCUCUUUCAU